AUGAAGAAGGAAAACAAGAACCUUACCUUGUUGUGGGUUACAUGCAAGAACCACUUCAUGGGACGCAUCCCUCCCGAUGACGAUCAGCAAUGCGCUGACCGCUUCAACAGCGACAUCUACACCAGUGCUUUGGACCACAUGGCUACUGUUUGUGAGAAACCGGAGAGGCUAGACAAGGCUUCGAACCAUGCGCAGAACCUGAUUGGCGAGGGGAAGACUGCUCUGGACCCGCGAGGAACUCCGCGAUGUCGAGCAACAGGUGAAAGGGAAAUUAGCUAUCUUCAAGCUGCUUCGUUCAGUUCGUCCACCGACACGCGGCCGGAAAUGGCCAUAAACCAAAUGCAGGGAUAUCCAAUUGGAAACUCCCGCGUUCGCUUGUCAUGGGGGGGCGUAGGUACUCCUUACCGCCCUGCGCCUCCGCCUCCCCGGCGAUGGACGGGUCGAUCGUCGAGCUCCGGCCAGGUCAAGAAGGGCAAGGGCAAGAAACGGAAGCGCAAGGGCCUGAUGAUACCGUUCAGCAUCAUGGAGAGAGAGGGCUAA
This is a messenger RNA of Anthostomella pinea, 540 nucleotides long. Lineage: Eukaryota; Fungi; Ascomycota; Sordariomycetes; Xylariales; Xylariaceae. The record is from the annotation of a GenBank genome assembly.